AUUAGAGAGUUAUUUUUAAUUAGCUCCAAUUAAUCAACUCCUUUUUUUAUAUACCAAACUUAGCCUAAUAAUUCAUCAAGAGUCAAGACGCAAUACUUCUUAUAUAUGGAGUAUAUAUAUUACUUAAUUAUUUAGCUUUUUCGAUCUCGAUAUAUAUAUAUAUAUAUAUAUAUAUAUAUAUAUCUUAAUUAUUUAGCUUUUUCUCCUCAGAGGUUGAAGUUAAUUUAUAUACAUAGAAAAGGAGUGAAAAAAAUGGUGGAAAGAGAGAUCUGUGUUGACUUAAACAUCACCCCUUUGGAUGAAGAAGAAGAAGAUGAUUAUCAUAUGGAUCCAAAAACCAUUUGGAGCUCAUCAAGUAACGACGACGACCAUGCCAUUGGUGAUGGCGAUCAUGAUCAUGCAGAGAAGAUGAAGAUGAAGAUGAAGAUGAAGAUGAAGAAGGGAGAGAUGAUGACGGUGACGAGGAUGAUGAGCUCAUCAUUAUCAUCAUCGCCGACGUCGUCCUCUUCCUCGAGCAACAACACAAGUAGCGGGGUAGUCGUACGCCAAUACGUGAGAUCGAAGGUUCCGAGGUUAAGGUGGACCCCUCAUCUCCACCAUUGCUUCGUCCAAGCCGUGCAACGCCUCGGCGGCCACGAAAGGGCAACGCCUAAGAUGGUUUUGAAGCUAAUGAACGUAAAGGGACUAAGCAUUUCUCAUGUCAAGAGCCACUUGCAGAUGUACAGGAGCAAGAAUGUUGAUCAUGCUGAUGAGCAGCACGGCCAUGUGAUGAAAGAGGGAGCAGUCUACAACUUCUGGCAAUUGCCUGCAGCCUUUGAUCAAAGAAUAAUGAGAUCCUUCAGGAGGUGGCCAUAUGAUAAUUCUUGGAGCAGUAUUAGUGUAAACUACUGGAUGUCUACAAGGAACAACAUGAUAAUGAAUAGAGUGAAGAACAAGUUGAUGAUCUUCAAAACCCCAAUGUGGGGAAGUAUCACACACCAAGAUGAACUUGUUCAUACAAUGCCAUCACUACAUGAUGAUCAUGAUCAUGAUCACUUACAAGGACCAUGUUUAGUGAACAAAAAUAAUAAUGGACUUUCUUAUUAUUGUUCUCCGCUAUUCGCCAAUUCGAGUAGAACCGCAGGCGAAAAACCGGUUGACUUGAAGCUGAGAAUGAACAUGAUGGACUUGAUGUUGAGAGAUCAUGAUGAUGAUGAUCAAGAUGAUAAUUAUGAAGAUGAAAGGAACAAGUUAUUAUAUUGCAAGAGAAGGUGUUUGGAUGAUGAUGAUGAUAAUAAUAGAGAAGAAGUUGUGGAUGGCUCUUUGGCUCUUUGUUUGUCAUCUUCAAGAUUAUCUAAUUAUUAAGUUUGCUUUCUAGUUAAAUUUAAAUAAAUUCAUGCUUAAUAUAUAAGGAUACUUUUAGAUAGAGUUCAUGCCAUCAAAUAAAUAUAAACAUCUUUA
Cuscuta campestris is the source of this 1440-nucleotide messenger RNA. NCBI's taxonomy places the organism in Eukaryota, Viridiplantae, Streptophyta, Magnoliopsida, Solanales, Convolvulaceae. The record is from the annotation of a GenBank genome assembly.